This is a messenger RNA of Carassius gibelio (silver crucian carp), 2158 nucleotides long. RefSeq names its product nuclear pore complex protein Nup85. Gene Ontology annotation, cellular component: nuclear pore outer ring. Gene Ontology annotation, molecular function: structural constituent of nuclear pore. The coding region runs from base 141 to 2090 and encodes 649 amino acids. Gene Ontology annotation, biological process: positive regulation of DNA-templated transcription; protein import into nucleus; mRNA export from nucleus. NCBI's taxonomy places the organism in Eukaryota, Metazoa, Chordata, Actinopteri, Cypriniformes, Cyprinidae. The record is from RefSeq and is a predicted model, not a curated record. The transcript has 19 exons.
UGCGUCGUACUAACCGCGCAGAGCAUCAGGGGUCCUUCAGACUCAUGGCGCUAGUUUCUGAGCGCCGAGUGUGUUGAAUGUUUUUCAGAUAUUACAACAUUAAACGUCGGUAUUUCAGGAGGAUUUAAUAUCGCAGUGUUAUGGAGGAGGUGGAUGAAGAGCCCAGUCCCACGCUGAUUCCAAGCGCUGGAUUUCAUCAGAGGCAUUUGGGUUUUGAGUGGGGUCCUGGAGAUCUGCUGGUGUAUGAGACCAACUACCGACUGCAAGGUCCGAGGUCUGCAGGCUCUCCGUUCGUCCACAUCGUGAGGAGAGAUGAAGACAUCUGCUCUCCCAUCCUGCGCAAACUCUUCAACGAGUCCCAUCUCAUCUUCGUGGGGCUGCAGAAGAUCAGAGAGGACGUUCCCAGCAAGAACAAGAAGUCACAGUUUGUGAGCGUCAGUAAGAACUACAGGUCUGUGAUCCGAGCCUGUAUGGAGGAGCUGCAGCAGAACGCAGUUUCAACACAAGAUGGUUCUUUAGCGUCGCAGUAUGGAGAUCAGGUGUCUAUCCUCUUGGCGAUCGAGCUCAUAUGGAACUUGUGUGAGGUUCUGUUCAUCGACGCGGCUCCAGCCGGGUCUCUGCUGCUGCAGCUGCUGGAUUGGGUGCGUCUGCACAAGUCAGACGUGGACACGAGAGCGCGAGAGGUGUUACAGAGCGAAAACCCCGCUCUGCAUCGCUCCUACUGGGACGUGGUGAUCAGUUUAGUCCUGCAGGGCCGCAUGGAUGAAGCCCGUCAGGUGCUGUCCAAACAGGCGUCUCUUCGGCCCGAGAGCAGCUCUGUGUUCAAACGCAUGGACGUCCUGUUACAGAGCAUGCCCAUCUUUAAUCCCACAGGAGCUCAGACGCUGACUGAGUUUGAUGUCAGAUGGAGACAGUGGCACGAGGAGUGUGACCGCUGUCUUCAAGACAACACCUUCGCUGGGAACCGUCACCUGGAGACCCUGGUGAAGGUCCUGCUGGGUGAUGAAGACACGUUACUGGAGCAGAAGGAGCUGCUGGGCACCUGGUAUCACUUCCUGGUCACACGGAUGCUCUUCACUCAGCCCACCAUCAAACCGCCCGACCUGCACUACUACGCACAAUCGAGCAUGAACAUGUUUCUGGGUCCACGGGCGUCUCCGGAGCCUCUGGACAUCAUCCUGCUGUCGGCCUUCGAGUUCGACCUGCAUCAGGUGAUCAAAGACUGCAGCAUCGCGCUCAACAACUGGUGGUUCGUGGCUCAUCUGACAGAUCUGCUGGAUCACUGCAAACUCCUGCAGUCGCACAACCUCCAUUUUGGGUCUAAUCUGCGUGAGUUUCUGGUUUUGGAGUACGCCUCGGGUCUCUUCACACAUCACAGUCUGUGGCAGCUGGCGGUGGAUUAUUUCGAUCACUGUCCUGAGUUCGGCCGUGUGUAUCUGGAGCUGCAGAUCGAGAGAGUCCCGCUCGACACUGAACGUAAAGCUGUUAAAGUCCUGCGGAUCUGUGAGGACCGACAGAUGAGUGAACAGGUGCGCAGUAUCUGUAAGAUCAUGGCUAAAAGAGCUCUGAGGAACAACCGCCUGGGAUCUGCUCUGUCCUGGAGCAUCCGAGCCAAAGAUGCUGCGUUCGCUACACUCAUCUCUGAGAGGUUUCUUCAGGAUUACUGUAACAGAGGCUCUUUCACGGACCUGGAUUUGUUGGAUAAUCUGGGUCCUGCCAUGCUGCUCAGUGACAGACUCACGUUUUUAGGAAAGUACCGCGAGUUUCACAGGCUCUACGGUGAGAACCGUUUCUCCGAGGCAGCCAGACUCCUGCUGUCCCUGAUGACGGCUAGGAUCGCCCCUCGCGGUCUGUGGAUGACGCUGCUGACCGACGCGCUGCCGCUGCUGGAGCAGAAAGAGGUGAUCUUCUCCGUGGAUCAGACGUAUGAGCUCAUGUCCUGUCUGGAGGAGCUGAACUCAGGAACCAAAGCCUCGAACACCACAGACCAGGAUGAAGACAUCGAGUCCACGAAGACGGAGCUCCUGCGACUGGCUCUGGCUCGUAACCUGGCCAUGGCCAUCGUCAAAGAGGGAACAAUAGAAACAUAAAUUCAUCCGAUCAUCCAGCUGUUUUUCACUCUCUUUGUGUCCUGUACAUAAUUCACAAACAUGACUUC